Stereum hirsutum FP-91666 SS1 is the source of this 546-nucleotide messenger RNA. RefSeq lists its product as uncharacterized. Gene Ontology annotation, molecular function: 2',3'-cyclic-nucleotide 3'-phosphodiesterase activity. The record is from RefSeq and is a predicted model, not a curated record. Gene Ontology annotation, biological process: cyclic nucleotide metabolic process. The annotation marks the transcript as partial. Lineage: Eukaryota; Fungi; Basidiomycota; Agaricomycetes; Russulales; Stereaceae. The transcript has a single exon.
ACCUCCUACCCGACCUUCUACCCCCACAUAACCCUCGGCUCCUUCCCCACCUCCACCGCCUCCGAAUCCUUCCUCAAACUGCGCGAAUCCAUCCCCAUGGGCAUCUCCUCCCUCCCUCUCUCCUUCGCCUCCGUCCGCACGGGGGACCACUAUUUCCGCUCCAUCUAUGUCGCGGUCAAGCCUACCGAAGAGCUGAAGGAGCUGUAUGAGGGAUUACAUAGGGCUAUGGGGAUCGACGAGCCGAAGAGCCCGGCGUUUCCGCAUUUGAGUUUGUAUUAUAUCGAUGAGGAGGACGCGGAAAAGGGGGAGAGGGAGAGGAUGUUUGGGGAGAUGGUAAGAAGUGGGGUUGUUCAGAGUCUGUCAACGGAGGAGGGGGAGGAAGGGGAGAAUGGGGUGGUGUUGGAUUGUGGGGUGGGCACUGUGCCGGAGCCGGAUCCGGAUGCGAUGGUGAGACUGGAUGGGAUCGUGGGGAGUGAGAUUUGGAUCGUGAAGUGUGAAGGGCCGGUGGAGGGAUGGGAGAUUAUGGAUAAGAUAUUGUUGGCGACG